Triticum aestivum (bread wheat) is the source of this 1672-nucleotide messenger RNA. Its product is annotated as GDSL esterase/lipase At5g45950. Lineage: Eukaryota; Viridiplantae; Streptophyta; Magnoliopsida; Poales; Poaceae. The record is from RefSeq and is a predicted model, not a curated record. The transcript has 5 exons. The coding region runs from base 149 to 1474 and encodes 441 amino acids. Gene Ontology annotation, molecular function: hydrolase activity, acting on ester bonds.
CAUUUGCAUCCCAUCCCAUCCCAACCCCAACCUUGCUGCUGCCGGCCACCACCCCACCCCGCCGCACUCUGCUCACCCCUUCACCCACAUAUACACAUCCCCAGCUGAAAACUAGCUGCCUCACACUCUGCUACCGUCAACCAAAGCCAUGAGGGGUUUCCCGCUGGUCGUCAUGCUGCUCGCCGCCGGGGAGCUGCAUUGCGCAGCAACAGCGGCACCACCACCACCAGUAAAGGCAUCAGCACCACCACAGCACGCACCACCAUCGCCGCCGCGACGACACCGACCAUCACAUGGGCGAGCCCCGCCGGUUCCCCGGAAGCAGGACCCUCCAUCGUCGCCGCCACCGCCACCGCCUCCGCCUCCGUCGCCGCCGCCGCCACAGCAGGACCCUCCAUCACCGCCGCCACAGCAGAUCAUACCACCAAUACAGGUCGUGCCACCAAUUCAGGACCCCGAUGCGGCAGCACCCAUGCCACCAAGGGCUGGCAACCGCUCCACGGUGUGCACCACGCUCCUCGUGUUUGGGGACUCGACGGUGGACCCUGGCAACAACAACCGGCUGCGGACGACCGCCAAGGCCAACUUCCCGCCCUACGGCGUCAACUUCUACGGCCGCAGGCCGACUGGACGCUUCUCCAACGGCCGGCUGGCCACUGAUAUGCUGGCGGACAAGCUCGGUAUAAUGAGGACCAUCCCGGGCUUCCUUGACCCGACGCUCAAGCUGGGGCAGCUCAGGAAGGGGGUGAGCUUCGCGUCGGCGGGCUCUGGAUACGACGAUAUCACUGCCAACACAUUAAGCGCGUUGCCAUUCAGGAGACAACUGUGGCACUUCUGGCGUUACAAGCAACUGAUCCGAGCCCUGCUCGGACUGAGAAGAGCAGAGCGGAUUGUUAACAGGGCUACCUUCAUCAUAAGCGCUGGCACAAAUGACAUGCUCCUAAACUUCAUUGCGUCGAACCGAUCAGCUGGCCCCAUCGCCAUGCUGCGGUACGAGAACCACCUGAUAGCACGCCUCGGCAACUAUACCCAGGUGAUGAGGAUGCUUGGAGCGAGAAGGUUUGUGUUCGUCGGGCUACCCCCGAUCGGCUGUCUACCAAUCGCAAGAACAUUGCUCGGAAGGAAUCCAGAUGGAUGCGACAGCAACCUAAACCAGCUGGCGGCUUCCUUCAACUCGAGACUGGUUCAGCUGUCGAAUUUCGUCAACUACCAGCCCCGAAUGAAGAGCGCCUACAUAGAUACCUACACAAUCAUACAGGCGGCAACAGACAACCCUCAGAAUUACGGGCUGACGGAGGUGUCAAGAGGGUGCUGCGGGUCGGGGAUGAUCGAGGUUGGCCAGACAUGCAGAGGGCGAAGGACAUGCCCGGACCCAAGCAAGUACUUGUACUGGGAUGCUGUCCAUCCGACAGAGACAACAAACCAGCUUAUCACAAGCCUGAUGCUGGACUCCAUUGCCGGAAUCUACAGCUAGACUCUCAAAGCUCCAGAGCAAGGCCAUUUCUGUUCUCUUUCUUUCUUUUACACCGGUGUCAUGUGCUAUACUCAACUGUACUGCCAAUGCCAUGUGCCACUGCAGUUCAGUUGAGUUGUAAAACUAGAACGUGUUACUGUAACCUUUGCAACUGAAGAAAAAGACACAGAAUAACUACGGUGGAUCAGCAUGGGCAAA